UUGAUCACCGAGCACCUCACGGGCCGGAUCUUAAUUUUCAGGCACACACCGAACGCUUUUAAACAAUCAGUAUGGUUGGCUCAAGCUUCAUUCAUUUUUUCCAAACAAAUUUUACGUUAGGGUUCUUUUCGUUCCACAACACUUCUUUUGGUGCAUUCCGCAAUGGUGUUACGUGAGUGAAAAAGCGUGUUCCCUUUUCGUCUCGUAGCAUUUUUGAGAGCGUGAUUCGAAGUUGUUGUGAGUUUCACGGUUCGUUUCUGGAUAGAAGUGAUUUUCUCCAUCGAUUAAAAUGGCAGUUUUUCCGACCAAUUUCCUCUUUGGCUUCUUGCUACUUUGUAUUACGUUGUCACUCGUAUUCAUAUUUUCUUCUGCAUUGUUGGCCUGGAUUCUGAGCCGGGUUUUUGGUGCAUCUGUUGAAUUUUGCGUCGGUGGAUGCAACAGUUUAAGAGAUGUGGUGCUGAAGUUUAAAAAGGGUGCUAUUGAAUCUGUAUCUAUUGGUGAAAUUAAACUCAGCUUACGCCAUUCCUUGGUCGAACUUGGUGUGGGUUUUAGUUCUUGGGACCCAAAGUUGCAGGUAUUAAUAUGCAACUUAGAAGUUGUUACAAGGCCUUCAAGCAAAAGCUCUGAGAAGAAGAAAACUCGAAAAUCUAGUGCACGUGCUUCAGGUAAGGGAAAGUGGAGGACGAUAACCAAUAUUGCAAGAUAUUUGUCAGUUCGUGUGACCAAUUUGGUUUUGAAGACACCUAAAUCUAUGGUUGAGAUUGGGGAGUUGAAUGUGGAUAUAUCUCAAAAUGGUGCACCUGAGCCAGAUUUGUUUGUUAGGGUACAAAUAUUGCCCAUUGUUGUUCAGAUUGGUGACCCUCAAGUUAGUUCUGAUCAGUUAUCUAAUUUUAAUGGUGGAGGAUGCAGUGCUACUAGCCAGGCAUCUGUUGCUGCUACAGAAAAGCUUUCUGCUCCUUCAAUUUGUGAAAAGUUCUCCAUUUCAUGUGAAUUUGGCUAUGAUAGGGAAGUGGGUAUAAUUAUAAAGAAUGUGGACAUUUCCACUGGAGCUAUCACCGUGAAUUUGAAUGAGGGGUUGCUCGUGAAAAGAAAGAGUUCUUCAGAAUCUUCUUCUGGAUCUGAGAAAAAUAUAGGAUCAAGUGUUGAUUUGAUGGGCACAAAACAGCCUCCUAAGAAGCAGCAAACGCUUGCAGGCUAUAUUUCUAUGUUUCCUCAAAAGGUCAGCUUCAAUCUGUCAAAGCUUAAUGUGAGUUUCAUGCAUCGUGAACAUGGUCUCUCUGUUGAAAAUAACAUCAUUGGUAUCCAAUUUAAAAGCGUCAAAUCACGAUCUGCAAAGGAUGUUGGGGAGAGUACACGUCUUCAUUUUCAACUGGAGUUCAAUGAAAUUCAUCUUCUCAGAGAAGCUGCUGCUUCCAUCUUGGAGAUAUUGAGGCUGAAUUUAGUCUCUUUUGUGUAUGUCCCUUUACAGUCAACCAUGCCUGUCAGAGCUGAAACUGAAAUCAAGCUUGGAAAUUCACAAUGCAAUAUCAUAAUGAGCAGAUUAAAGCCUUGGUUGCUCCUGCAUUCAUCAAAGAAGAAAAAAAUGGUACUUCAGGAAGAAGCUUCUGUUGCAAAACCCAAAUCAACUAAUAGCAAGGCCAUUGUGUGGACAUGUAAUUUCUCAGCUCCUAAGAUGACAAUAAUGCUUUUCAAUAUGGCUGGUUCUCCAGUAUAUCAUGGUUGCUUACAAUCAUCACAUCUAUUGGCAAACAACGUUUCAAAUAUGGGGACUACAGUGCAUUUUGAACUUGGUGAAUUAUAUCUCAACUUGGUUAAUGAAAAUCAAGAAUGCUUGAAAGAAAGCAUUUUUGGUGUGGAUUUAAAAUCUGGCUACAUAUUGCACAUUACAAAGCUUAGCUUGGAUUGGGGCAAAAAGGCCAUGAAAUCCUCUGAAGAAGAUGUUCCUAGGUGUGUGCUAGGUUUAUCAGUUGAUGUCAGUGGCAUGGGAGUUUAUCUAACUUUUAAGCGUGUAGAAUCAUUCAUAUCAACAGCAAUUUCCUUUCAAGUUCUAUUGAAAAGCUUUUCUGCUUCAAAGAAAAAAAUAACACAGAGCCGGGGCCAGUCAUCAAAAAAUUCAGGGAAGGGAACUCAAAUGUUGACAUUCAAUCUUGAACAGUGUUCAGUAUAUGUACUGGGGGAGACUGGGUUAGAAAAUGCAGUUGUUCCAGAUCCCAAGCGAGUUAAUUAUGGUUCACAGGGUGGCAGAGUUAUAAUAAAUGUGUCAGCAGAUGGUACCCCACGCAAUGCAAACAUAGUGUCCACUGUUUCCAAUGACCGCCAGAAGAUAAAGUACUGUAUUUCUCUUGAAAUCUUUCAUUUUAAGUUGUGCAAGAACAAGGAGAAAAAAUCCACACAAAUAGAACUCGAAAAGGUCAGAUCUAUCUAUCAGGAAUUUAUGGAGGAAAAUAAGCCAGUAUCAAAAUUAGCAUUAUUUGACAUGCAAAAUGCUAAAUUUGUGCAACGCUUAGGUGGCCUUAAAGAGAAUGCUUCAUGUUCCCUUUUCAGUGCUACUGACAUUACCAUGAGGUGGGAGCCUGAUGUACAUCUAUCACUAGUUGAGCUGGUUCUCCAGCUGAAAUUAGUGAUACAUGAUACGAAGCUUCGGGAGCAUGGUAAUGAACAUGUGGAAGAUGUGUCUAAUGUAAGAGAUGGUAAUUCAAAAAACGAAGCUACUUUGGAAUCAGGGCAUCCUGAAAAGAGGAAAGAAUCUAUUUUUGCUGUUGAUGUAGAAAUGUUAAACAUAUCUGCAGAGCUAGGAGAUGGAGUUGAUGCUAUGGUUCAGGUGCAGUCAAUUUUCUCUGAGAAUGCUCGUAUAGGAGUGCUCCUUGAAGGACUUAUGUUUAAUUUUAAUGGAGCCAGAAUCAUCAAGAGUAGUCGGAUGCAAAUUUCACGAAUUCCUAGUAAAUCUGCUAGUGGAUCUAAUACAAAGGGGUCUGUAGCUACAACAUGGGAUUGGGUAAUUCAAGGUCUUGAUGUUCACAUUUGUAUGCCAUACAGAUUGGAAUUGCGUGCUAUUGAUGAUGCUCUUGAGGAUAUGUUGCGUGGUUUAAAGCUUAUCAUUGCUGCAAAGACCCAAAUGAUUUUUCCUGUGAAGAAAGAGAGUUCUAAAAUUAAAAAACCUAGUUCUGUAAAAUUUGGAUGCAUAAAGUUUUUCAUACGCAAAUUAACAGCUGAUAUUGAAGAGGAGCCAAUCCAGGGAUGGCUUGAUGAACACUACCAGUUGUUGAAGAAGGAAGCUGGUGAAUUAGCUGUUCGGUUAAACCUUUUAGAUGAAUUUAUAUCAAGGUCCAAGCAAGAUCCAUCUACUGAUGACAGCAAUAAUUCUUCUCAAGAAAAAAAAGUUUAUUUUAAUGAUGUUGAGGUUGAUGUAAAUAAUUCUUCAAUUAUUGAAUCAAUGAGAGAAGAAAUUUAUAAACAAUCGUUCCGAUCAUAUUACCAAGCAUGCCAAAACAUAGUGUUAGCUGAAGGAUCUGGUUCUUGUACAGAUGACUUUCAAGCUGGUUUCAAACCCAGUGCUUCAAGGUCUUCUCUUCUUUCAAUAUCUGCAUUAGACUUAGACGUGAGCUUAACAAAAAUUGAUGGUGGAGAUGAUGGAAUGAUUGAGGUUGUGAGGAAGCUUGACCCUGUCAGUCUUGAAUGUGAUAUACCAUUUUCCAGACUAUAUGGGUCAAACAUUCUCUUACGUACAGCUUCUCUUGUGGCCCAGAUUCGAAAUUACACAUUUCCUCUCUUUUCUGGAAGUUCUGGUAAAUGUCAAGGUCGCCUUGUGUUGGCUCAGCAGGCCACUAGCUUUCAACCUCAAACACUUCAAGAUGUCUAUGUUGGGCGUUGGAGAAAGGUAUGCAUGCUUCGAUCAGCUAGCGGUACUACUCCACCAAUGAAGACAUAUUCAGAUUUGCCAAUACAUUUUCAGAAAGGUGAAGUGUCAUUUGGGGUGGGUUAUGAACCAGUUUUUGCUGACAUUAGUUAUGCUUUCACUGUAGUGCUACGGAGGGCUAAUCUAAGUGUUAGAAAUCCUGGUCCACUUAUUUUGCCACCGAAAAAGGAGAAGAGUUUGCCAUGGUGGGAUGACAUGAGAAAUUAUAUUCAUGGAAGAAUCUCCUUAUUUUUUUCUGAAACAAGAUGGAAUAUUUUAGCAAGUGCAGAUCCUUAUGAAAAGCUUGAUAAACUUAUAGUUCUGACUAGCUCUACUGAAAUUCACCAGUCAGAUGGUCGCGUUCUUGUUUCUUUCCAAGAUUUCAAAGUUUUAUUGAGCAGUUUGGAGAGUUUGGCAAACAAACGUGGUUCCAAAAUUCCACCAGGUGUUUCUGGUACAUUUUUGGAAGUCCCCAUGUUAACACUUGAAGUUACAAUGGACUGGGAUUGUGACUCUGGCAACCCAUUGAAUCAUUAUUUAUUUGCACUUCCAGUUGAAGGAAAGCCUCGCGACAAAGUAUUUGAUCCCUUCAGAUCUACUGCUCUUUCCCUUCGAUGGAACCUGUCUCUUCGAUCCCUUCCUUUGUCAGAAAAACAAUGUCCAUCCUCUUUUGCAGGAGAUCGUAAAGAAAAAAAUGCUACUGUAUCUGACCCUCCUCACAAUUCUCAGAAUGUUUCCCCAACAAUAAAACUUGGUGCUCAUGAUCUAGCAUGGAUUACAAGAUUCUGGAACCUGAACUACCUUCCCCCACAUAAAUUGCGCACCUUCUCACGUUGGCCUCGUUUUGGCGUUCCAAGAAUCGUCAGAUCAGGCAAUCUUGCACUUGAUAAAGUGAUGACUGAAUUCAUGAUCCGUAUAGAUUCCACCCCUAUCUGUAUAAAGAACAUGCCUUUACAUGAUGAUGAUCCAGCCAAGGGACUGACCUUUGUGAUGACAAAGCUGAAGUUUGAAUUAUGUUUUGGUAGGGGCCAGCAAAAGUUUACUUUUGAUAGCAAACGUGACCUUCUUGAUCUUGUUUACCAAGGUAUUGACCUUCAUAUGCCCAAGGCUUUCCUAAGUAGAGAAGAUUGCUCUAGUGUUGCUCAAUUAAUUAGCAUGGCACAGAAAAGCCCACAAUCUGCAUCUGAAGAUAAAAUUUCCUCUGAAAAAGUUUAUAUGACACAGAGAAAUCAGGAUGAUGGAUUUUUGUUAUCCUGUGAUUACUUCACUAUAAGAAAACAGUCCCCAAAGGCUGAUCCUGCAACAUUAGUAGCCUGGCGUGAAGCAGGAAAAGCAAAUGCUGAGAAAACCUCUGUACAGUCUGAGUGUGAAAAUCAAAAUGAAACUGAAGAGCAUACACAUUCAGACCCAAGUGAUGAUGAUGGGUACGAUGUGGUAAUAGCUGACAAUUGUCAGCGUGUGUUUGUUUAUGGUCUUAAGCUUCUAUGGAAUAUUGAAAACAGAAAUGCUGUUUGUUUUUGGGCUGGUGGUCUUUCCAAAGCCGUCGAACCUGCCAAACCUUCUCCUUCUCGGCAGUAUGCUCAGAGAAAAUUAUACGAGGACAAAAAACAGCAUGAUGUAGCUGAAACCCACAAAGAUGAUGCAUGUAAAACCGAUCAAGAUGAAGGAGCUGAAACCCAUCAAGAUGAUGAAGCUGAAACCCAUCAAGAUGAUGAAGCUGAAACCCAUCAAGAUGAUGAAGCUGAAGCCCAUCAAGAUGAAAAAGAAGAUGAAAAAGCUGAAGCCCAUCAAGAUGAAGGAGCUGAGUCCAAUCAAGAAGAAGUUUCUAAAUGCCUAAACACCAGUAACAUAGAUUCUCCCUCUUCUCAGACAGGGAAUUCUGGAUUGCUUUCAUCUCCAUCACAUUCUGUUAAUGUGGACAACUUAUCAUCUGGUAAAACUGAGACUGCAAAUGACUCAAAGGAGGGAACACGACACUUCAUGGUUAAUAUUAUUGAACCACAGUUUAAUCUUCAUUCAGAGGAUGCAAAUGGUAGGUUUUUGCUUGCUGCUGUAAGUGGCCGCAUUUUAGCCCAAUCGUUUCAUUCAGUCCUCCAUGUUGGUUAUGAUAUGAUUGAGCAAGCACUUAGUACUGCAAAUGAACAUAGUAGUGAACGCCAACCUGAAGUUGCAUGGAAAAGAAUGGAGUUGUCUGUUAUGUUGGAGCAUGUGCAGGCCCAUGUUGCACCAACAGAUGUUGAUCUUGGGGCUGGAGUGCAGUGGCUACCAAAAAUUCUCAAAGGCUCUCCAAAAGUCAUGCGUACAGGUGCUCUUCUUGAGAGAGUUUUCAUGCCUUGUGAUAUGUACUUUCAGUUCACUAGGCACAAAGGAGGCACUCCAGAACUAAAGGUGAAACCCCUGAAGGAACUCACUUUCAAUUCUCAUAAUAUAACAGCAACAAUGACAUCACGCCAGUUUCAGGUCAUGCUGGAUGUGUUGUCCAAUCUGCUCUUGGCACGGCUGCCAAAGCCUCAAAAAAGUAGCCUGUUACUUUCUGUUGAAGAUGAUGAAGAGGUCCAAGACGAAGCGGAUGAAGUGGUACCUGAUGGUGUUGAAGAGGUGGAACUUGCAAAAAUCAACCUUGAAGAGAAAGAGAGGGCACAGAGGUUGCUUCUUAAUGAUAUAAGAAAACUGUCUCUUUGGUGUGACCCUUCUGGAGACCCAAAUCCAGAAAAGGAAGCAGACUUGUGGAUGAUAGAUGGUGGAAUAGCCAUGCUGGUUCAAGGUCUGAAGAAAGAACUUGUAAAUGCACAAAAGUCUAGGAAGGAAGCAUAUAAAUCCUUAAGAAUGGCUAUGCAAACAGCUGCACAGCAGCGGUUAAUGGAAAAGGAAAAAAACAAAAGUCCUUCCUGUGCUAUGCACGUAUCAUUGCAAAUUAACAAAGUUGUUUGGAGCAUGCUUCUUGAUGGUAAACACUUUGCUGAAGCUGAGAUCAAUGACAUGAUCUACGACUUCGACCGGGAUUAUAAGGAUGUGGGAGUUUAUCUGUUUACAACAAAAUAUUUUGUUUUCAAAAACUGCCUUCCUAAUGCCAAAUCUGAUACAAUUCUUUCAGCAUGGAAUCCUCCACGUGAUUGGGGAAAAAAAGUGAUGCUUCAAGUUGAUGCAAAGCAGGCAGCUCCAAAGGACGGAAGUUCUCCCUUUGAACUUUUCCAGGUAGAGAUUUAUCCCCUCAAGAUCCAUUUGACAGAGACAAUGUACAGAAUGAUGUGGGGGUAUUUCUUCCAAGAAGAAGAACGAGAUUCACAGCGCCGACAGGAGGUUUGGAAGGUUUCAACCACAGCUGGCGCAAGGCGUGUUAAGAAAGGUUCAUCAGUCCCUGAAGCUUCAACAAAAGAGUCUGAGGCCUCAUCCAGAUCUGCCAUCACUGCAAUGCUAUUUCCUACAACCAGUCAGCCUUCUGCCCAAGUUGAUUCAGCCCAAGCAUCCAGAGCAAAAAUUGUCAAAGGUAACCCUGGUACUGGUCCAAACCCUGAGUUGAGAAGGACAUCUUCUUCUGAUAAAACAUGUGAAGAGACUGUGGCAGAAUCUGUAGCAGAUGAAUCACAAAACUUUUCUUCAUACAAAAAGGGGGCAUUUGGUUCUAGUGAGCAACAAGAUGAAGCAUCCAAGAAUAAACCAAAAGAUUCAAAAGGAGUCAAAGCUGGUCGUUCAACUCUCGAAGAAAAGAAAGUAGCUUUGCCACCCGAAGAGAAGAGAUCUAGGCCACAAAAGAUAAUGGAAUUUCACGACAUCAAAAUUAGUCAGGUGGAAUUGUGUGUAACAUACGAAGGGCAAAGAUUUGUUGUGAAUGAUUUGAAAUUGUUGAUGGAUCAAUUUCACCGAGUUGAGUUUACUGGGACUUGGCGAAGACUCUUCUCACGAGUUAAGAAGCACAUCAUUUGGGGAGUCCUAAAGUCUGUGACCGGAAUGCAGGGUAAGAAAUUUAAAGACAAAGGUCAGAUUCUGCCCCCUGGAGCUGGUGUUCCAGAAAUGGACCUUAAUUUUAGUGACAAUGAAGGCCAGGCAGGAAAAUCUGAUAAGUAUCCACCAUCUUGGCCUAAGCGUCCAAAUGAUGGAGCAGGUGAUGGAUUUGUGACAUCCAUUAAAGGACUAUUUAAUACUCAACGCCGCAAGGCAAAGGCAUUUGUGCGCAAGACAAAAAAAGGAGAAGCAGAAAAUGAAAAUCAAGGAGAUUGGAGUGAAAAUGACUCAGAGAUCUCUCCUUUUGCUAGGCAGCUCACAGUCAUAAAAGCUAAAAAGCUUGGUAAGCGGCGCACUGCAAAGUUGCAAGCUAAAGGACAAGAAGGUUCGCCCUCACAACAAACAGAAGCACUACCAUCAUCUCCAAAAGAGACAAUUACAUUUGACAGUGAUUCUUCAAGUGGAUCCUCAACCUAUGAAAUUGUUCAAGAAUAGUUUAUCCAAAGGAAUUCUACUUUUCAUCUGACUACGUUUUAUCCGGUUCUUUAACUAAAAGGAUGCAAGAUCUUGACGGCUGAUCUUUCUAAUCAGCAGGUACGUCAGAUAUACACCUAAGCAGAAGACAACUUAGAAGUUAGGGACAUCAAAAUUGGAAAGAGAAUUUUGGACUCAACAUUUGGAUAAUGCGUGAUUGAUGCUAAUUUCUAUU
This is a messenger RNA of Abrus precatorius (Indian licorice), 8546 nucleotides long. RefSeq names its product protein SABRE-like. Lineage: Eukaryota; Viridiplantae; Streptophyta; Magnoliopsida; Fabales; Fabaceae. The transcript has 23 exons. The record is from RefSeq and is a predicted model, not a curated record. The coding region runs from base 290 to 8332 and encodes 2680 amino acids.